GCGGGACGCGGGGACGGCGCGGCGCGGGCGGCUCUCAGAGGCUCGCGCCCGCGCUCCCAGCGAUCACACGCGCUCACACGCAGCCUAGCUGGCGGCCGCCGCUCCCGGGCCACCGCGGAUACCCGGUACCGAGGGGACUUCUUGCGAGUGCAACGCACCCUGCGCACCCCUCGCCUCCUUUGCGCUCGCCCUCGCCCUGCACCCCCGCGGGUCCUGCGGGAAGAUGGUCCACGAGCGGUGGAAGACCGUGGGCGGCGCGUCCCAACUUGAGGACCGACCGCGCGACAAACCGCAGCGAGCAAGCUGCAGUUACGUCCUGUGCACGGUGCUCCUGUCCCUUGCAGUGCUGCUGGCAGUGGCCGUCACUGGUGUGGUUCUCUUCCUGAACCAUGCCCACGCACCAGGCACGGCACCCCCACCCAUCGUCAGCACGGGGCCUGCCGGAGCCAACAGUGCCUUGGUCACUGUGGAGAGGGCUGACAGCUCCCACCUCAGCCUCCUCAUCGACCCCCGCUGCCCCGACCUCACUGACAGCUUCGCCCGCCUGGAGGGCAUCCAGGCCUCCAUCCUUCGGGCACUGAGUGAACAGCAGGCACAGCCUCGGCUGGAUGGUGCCCCCGAGCUGCUGGAUGCACUGGCUGACCAGCUGCCCCGGCUGCUGGCCCGGGCCUCUGAGCUACAGGCCGAAUGUUCUGGGCUGCGCAAGGGACACAGCCUGCUGGGCCAGGGCCUCAGCACCCUGCAGAGUGAACAGGGUCGCCUCAUCCAGCUUCUCUCCGAGAGUCAAGGUCACAUGGCUCACCUGGUGAACUCAGUCAGUGAUGUCCUGGAGGCUCUACAAAGGGAGCGGGUGCUAGGCCGACCCCGUGUCAAGGCUGACCUGCAGAGGGCGCCUUCCCGGGGAGCCCGGCCUCGAGGCUGUGCUAAUGGCUCUCGGCCACGGGACUGCCUGGAUGUUCUCCUGAGUGGACAGCAAGAUGAUGGUGUCUACUCGGUCUUCCCCACUCACUACCCAGCUGGCUUCCAGGUCUACUGUGACAUGCGCACUGAUGGCGGAGGCUGGACGGUGUUUCAGCGCCGGGAGGAUGGCUCUGUGAACUUUUUCCGAGGCUGGGAGGCUUACCGGGAGGGCUUCGGCAAGCUCACAGGAGAGCACUGGCUGGGGCUCAAGCGGAUCCACGCCCUGACCACACAAGCAGCAUAUGAGCUUCACGUGGACUUAGAGGAUUUUGACAACGGUACCGCCUAUGCCCACUACGGGAGCUUUGGUGUGGGCUUGUUCUCUGUGGAUCCUGAGGAGGAUGGGUAUCCACUCACAGUGGCUGACUACUCUGGCACUGCAGGUGACUCCCUCUUGAAGCACAGUGGCAUGAGAUUUACCACUAAGGACCGGGACAGCGACCACUCCGAGAACAACUGUGCCGCCUUCUACCGAGGAGCCUGGUGGUACCGUAACUGCCACACGUCCAACCUCAACGGCCAGUACCUGCGUGGCGCACAUGCCUCCUACGCGGACGGCGUCGAGUGGUCCUCCUGGACAGGAUGGCAGUAUUCACUCAAGUUCUCGGAGAUGAAGAUCCGGCCGGUCCGUGAGGACCGCUAGCCUGGCACGCCCGCCGCUCAGCGCCAGUGUCUUCCGGUUAUGUCUAGUCCCCACACAUCUCAUCCCAUGCCCACUGCCGCAAGAACUUGCUCUGCCCAUCUGUGCAUGGCUGGCCUGCUCUUUAGUAAGGAUGCCCAGGGCAGCCCUGAAACUCAGCUCCCUGAGCCAGUGACAUCCCUUCUCAACCAGGUCCCUGUUUAUCAGGUGACAUGAUCUUUUUGUUCCUAUAAGUGGAGCUGGCACCUGGCAACUCCAAAUUCCACCUGCCACGGCUUUGGUCCCCUUGCUUUGUCUGCUGCAUCCUGGUAGGGCAACAUCCCCCCACUUUUCCUGGCUUUGCAAAAACAUCCAGAGUAGGGGGCAGACAGCACUCCGGCCCCCUCUAGCAGAUCAAUGUGGAAGGUUCAGACCUUCUCGCAUCUGACACCUGCCUGCCCUAACCCCAGUCCCCCAGGGCCAGGAGACCCUACCUCUUAUUAGAGGACAGCGGCCACAGCUCGGCACUUGCGACCAACUGGGCUGGGACACAGCUGUCUACAAAGACCCAAGCCCAAGACCAAUCCCCUAGGCCACCCUUCCCUGGGUCUCCGCAGACCUGAGGGGUUUCUACUCUUCCAGGUUGCUUUCUAAGCUCAUCUUUCUCACUCAAACAAGGUCCAGAGCAACCACAGGUCCUGCCUCACGUCACCUGCCUGUGGGGCGAUGGCGGGACUGGCCUAAAUCAGUGAGAACCUCUUGGGGUGAGGCUGUGCCAGGCUUUUGUGUUCUGCCAACCUCCAUGGACUGACUCUAAGGAUCUUCUCAAAAGCCAGAGAGUUGAAGCCAGCCAACUCUGGGACUCAGCACGUCCUAAGACUACCAUCUCUGCAGAGAGCCUGCCCCCUGCUGGCUAUCAUGGACACUGCCAUCAGGGCCUAAGUGGAGGCAGGAGACAAAGCAUCAAGUAGGUGGGACAUCUGGACAUUUUCUUGUCCAGCCUUCUCAACACCCGCACCGGUGAUCCCCCAGGAAGUCAGGCUGCAGCCCCACCCUUGGCUUCCUGCUUGGCAGCUCUUACAGGAACCUGACAGGCUUUAAAGGACUGGAUGGUAAGAUGACAGUGGUGACCUCCUCUGUCAGGAGGCAGAGACCCAUGCCUCUGGCAGACCUGUACCAAAGCCUGGACCCCAAUGACGAACUGUGUGACCUGCUCAGUCCCUCACAUUGGGCCUUGGGUCUUCAGCAAGGUUCUGUAGCACAUCUGUGAGAGUCAAAGCUGUCUGAGGUGCUAGACAAGGCUGGUUAUUGCUUCUAUGGUCCCCAGCUGGUGACAAGAAACACGGGCAGAGUAGCCAAGGUUCUGAUGGGACAAUGGAUACACAGGGAAAUCCCCUCCCAUUCCCUCUCUGUCCUCGACACCUGGCACCUAGCUUCACUGCAGAGGUGGGUGGGAGCCUAAACACAUCCUGGCAGACAUCACCUGCCCCCAACGCUGGUGCUGAAGUGGCUUCUGUCGCCAGCUGCCACUGGAAGUGACGAGCGCUUUCUGAUGUGGUGUCAAACAAACCCCUUUGAGUGAAGCAACGGAUUCAGACAUCGAGUGUGGGACAGGAGGGCUGCGGGCCAGGGCUGGGCUGCAGGACGCAGGAGCUCAUCCCACCAGGGCAGCUGGUGGACAGGUGACGGGUGACAUGCACCCCUAUCUGGUCACAUUGAAAAUGACAGCCCUUCAGCCCAGCCACUGCCCCAGGGACACCAAGUCCUCUCCCAGGCCAGGCUCGUACUCUAGAGGGUGUGGUUUUACCAAACAUUGGCUGCGUGGGCACAAGGCAGGGACGGGUAGGGAGAGACCAGGUCAACAGUCCUUCACCUUCCUGGUGUGCACCCUCCAAGGGCAGGUGGGAGCACUGCCCCUGCACACUGGGCCACAGCCUCCAGCCCUGGCUUUCGUUCUGACGUCUGUGUAAAUGGCUGCCACCCAUGAUCAGAGUGACCACAGGAAGCAGGAAUGGAGAAGCUUUUAGGGGGGCAGGACAGGUCCGCUGAGGCUUGAUAAUAUCAGCAGCCUGUGGUCCCUGACCCUCCAGACCUGCUUUGGUUUGGCAAUGGAAUGACUAACUGGGAUGAGUCAAUGACGUCACCUGGAAGGGCCACAUGGCUUGCCUUCUUGGGCAGAGCCUCCACAGCCCACACUAGGGGCCUGGCACUAUGGCUGUCUCUACUGUGGAAAGCAUUGAAACCUUUUUCCAAGUCCAAGCUGACUGUGGAUUCCACCAAAGGCCUCACAGCUGGUUACACCUGGGUCGUGCAUGGCCACCAUGCAGCAACAGCGUGCAGGGAGCAGACAGUUCCUUCGGUCCCCUGCAAGCCUGGGCUGGUGAGUGACCAGUUAGAGCUGUGAGCCUCCCCUGUGGCAUUAGUGGCUCCUGAGAGUGGGACACUAGGUGGGAGUGGCAUCACCAGUUCCCGGCUCUUCCCUGCUCCCUCAUCCGUGUUACCCUAAGCCUCCAGGUGGAGAACGGACAUCUGUGGCCAUGGUCACUGCAGGUCUUGGCCCCCAACAGGCACUUCUGGGAGAGAGCAGGGCCUUGGAUAACCAGAAAGUCUAUGAGCAAGUGUGAGCUUCCAGCUUGCACUAAGAUGACUUGAUCCUGAGGUGGGAGAUGUGGACGAGCGAGGGGCGGCCCAUGGCUGCCCUGAACCCUGUGAUCUGAGAAGUGACAUUCCAGCGGAAGUCCCAUGAAACCCAGAAGUGAGAUGAAACCCAGACCCAAGCAUCCGGGGCCUCUCAGAGUCUCAGUUCCUUCGUCUGCUUUGGUGAACAUUGCCCGAGGUUCUGAUGGCCCCACAACUGCUGGGAUCCAUAAAUCCAGAGGCCUGGGGUCAGGCUGCUGUGGAAUUUGGGGUGGGGGAGGGGUCUGACCUGAGGCUGUGCUGAGCAGGGCCGGUGUGCAUGCUGGAGGAUAAGCUGGGGAGGAGCUCUGAGGGUCAGUGCAGCACCCCAGGGGCAAACAGUGUGGGGCAGUUGCCACUUGGGGCUACGUGCACUCAGUGUCUUGUAUAUCCCUGUCUUCAAUAAAGUCUUGUGGUGAGCCAGCGCCA
Molecule: messenger RNA, 4684 nt
Organism: Grammomys surdaster
Lineage: Eukaryota; Metazoa; Chordata; Mammalia; Rodentia; Muridae
Gene: Fibcd1
Product: fibrinogen C domain containing 1
Exons: 7
Coding region: 224-1603 (459 amino acids)
Source: RefSeq, a predicted model, not a curated record